Molecule: messenger RNA, 2838 nt
Organism: Aureococcus anophagefferens
Lineage: Eukaryota; Pelagophyceae; Pelagomonadales; Pelagomonadaceae
Exons: 4
Coding region: 1-2838 (945 amino acids)
Source: RefSeq, a predicted model, not a curated record
AUGCGAGCCGUGCCACUGCUGCCGCUGCUGUGCUUCGCCUGGGCGCCGCCGCGCCGCCGCUGCGUCGUCGCGCCGGCGCGCCGCGGCGCCGUCAUGCUGGGCGCGGCGCCGCCCGCGGCGACGCCGCCCGAGCGCCGCGGCGUCGUCGCGCGGCUGCGCGUCGCCGGCCUGUUCCUGCGCUACUACGCGAGCCCCGUCGCGCUCGCGGCGCUGAGCGUCGCGCUGGCGCCGCGGGCCCGCGCGGCGCGGCGCGGCGCGGGCGCGGCGCCGCGCGACGCGGCGCUCGCGCUCUGGCGCGGGUCCAAGGGCGGCGGCGGCAAGGUCGAGGCGCGCUGCGCCUACUUCCUCGACGCCCUGGGCCCCUGGCGCCGCGUGCGGACGUUCCGGAGUCUGGCCUUCGACCGCGCGCAGCGCGAGCCCGGCGCGGCGCCCUACUCCUACGCGGCCUUCCACGUCGCCUGCGCGGCCUGCCUCGCGGCGCCGGAGGCUACGCGCGAGGUGCCCGCGGCGGCGGCCGCCGACGCGUUCCGCGACGCGACGCCCGUCAUGUGCGCGGCGCUCCAAGACGCGCCCGGGAACAUGGCCGGCGAGGGCAAGCUGCUGAACAUCUACCACACGUUGCAGCGCGCGCUGGAUCUGGACGUCGCCGGCGACGUCGUCGAGCUCGGCUGCCACGCGGGCACGACGGCGUCGAUGCUCGCCUGCGUGCUGCGGCGCCGCGCGCCGGGGAAGCGGCUCCACCUCUACGACUCCUUCGAGGGGCUCCCCGCGGGCGACGCCGGCAGCGGCGACCCGCCGGCCUACGGCGCGCGCCGCGGGUCCAUGCGGGCGUCCGUGGCGGCGGUCGCGGAGAACUUCGCGCGCGCGGGGCUGCCGCCGCCGGGCGACGUCCACGUCGGCUGGUUCUCCGAGACGACGACGAGCGACGCGUCGGGCGAGAACCCGCGCGAGAUCGCGUUCGCGCACCUCGACGGCGACCUCUACGGGUCCAUCCUCGAGUCGCUCGCCUUCGUCUACCCGCGGCUCGCGCGCGGCGCGCUCGUCGUCGUCGACGACUACUGCGACCCGGCGAUCCUCCACCGCCACGACAUCUUCCCGGGCGCGUACCGCGCGUGCGCGGACUUCUUCGCGGACAAGCCCGAGUCCAUGGUCGUGUUGCCGGCGCCCCACCCGGGCUACGCCUUCCCGAUGCAGUACGAGUGCCACGCGCCGUCGCGCAACGACUGCGACGAUGAGAAUUUCUCGCGCUACGUCGUGCUGGCCUGCGCGCGCUGCGGCUCGACGUGGCUCGACCAGCUCAUCGCGUCGCACCCCUGCGCCAUCAGCCAGCACGAGAAUCUGGCGAUCAAGGACAACGCCGUCGUCGGCGCCGGCGCGUCCCCGGACGAGUGGCGCGCCGCGCAGGACGCGGCCUUCGCGAAGAUCGAGGCCGAGGCGCGCGCCAUCCGGCACAAGCGGCAGGCGUUCGCCGGCUGCGACCGCGUCUUCGUCGGCGGCAAAUUGCCCUACGAGAAGCUCUACGCCAUCCCCGACUGCUCGGGCCGGGACAAACCCUGCUUCUGGGACACGCGCGAAAACGGCGCCGUCGCGCGCAUGCUGUCGCCGGCCGCGUCGCCGGCCGCGGCGCCCGCGAAGCUCGUGCUCCUUUUAAGGUCCAACUACUUCGACCGCUACCUCUCGCACAUCAUUGAAAAGGGCGCCUUCGGCGCGCGCCACGGCUGCCGGGUCGGCGACGCGGCGCCGUGUUUAAAACAAAACUCGACGACGCUCGCCGCGUCGACGCGCCGCGAGAAGCUCGCGCUCGUCGCGGCGGUCCGCCGGUUCCAGCGGGCCUACGAGGACCUGCGGGCGACGAUCUUCGCCGCGGCCGAAAAGACGAAGACGCACCUCGCCUUCGUGACCUACGAGGACAUGCUCCGCGACGAGAAAAUCGUCGAGCGGCAACUCCUGCCGUUCCUCGGCCUCCCGCCGGCGCCCCUCUACUCGCCCACGCUGAAGCGGAGCGGCGAGCUCGCGAAGCGCGACAUGAUCGACAACUACGACGACGUGCGCGGCGCGCUCGAGCUCGGCGGGAUGAAGGACCUCGACCUCCUCGCCGACGAGGCCGCGCGGGACGUCGAGCCGCGCGUCGAGGCCCAGGACUUUUGCCUCGACGGCGGGCGCCGGCUCCUCGCGGCGUACGAGCGCGACCACUGGAGCGCCGGCAACGGCGGCGACGAGGAGAUCGGCUGGCCGCCGCUGCUCCUCGCCGGCAUCGAGCACUGCGGCGCGGCGGCCGUCGCGCGCGAGGCGACGCGGGGCGGCGGGGGCGCCGAGGGGUGCCAUCGCGAGACGAUGGAGUGGAUCGAGAUGAACGUCGCGGCGAUGUACCACAACAUGGCCGUGUCGGCCUUUUACGCGCUCGAGCUCGAGCACGAAAACCGCCACGCGGGCGCGACGGACGUGCCGCCCCUCGCCGCCGAGCGGGAGGAGAUCGACGAGGUGGCGCAGUACGUGGCGAGCGCCGACGCGUUCUUCGACGUCGCGGGUACGUGCGACGAGCGGAACCGCGACGUCAUCGCGGCGAACCGGGAGCGGCACGAGGCGCUGCGGCCGCGCGUCGCGAACCUCGCGGUCGAGAUCCGCGACGAGCUCGCCGCGGAGCGGACGCGCCUGACGACGCCCGAGGGGCACGCGGAGAUCCAGGGCGAGUGCCCCUGGCAGAUCUACGCCAUCGCCGAGGCGGCCGAGGAGAAGCUCUACCCGGACGUGCGAUCGCACGUGCCCCUCCGCACGCUGGAGGACAACCUCGAGUCGCUCUUCCCCCACCACAAGCACCGGAAGCGCGGCGCGACGUAA